UUACACCAUUUCCACUAUCAUUAUUGCAGUUAAUGCUAUAUAUUUUUUAAGUAUGUAUGCACCGCAGUGUGACUUUUAAAGUAAAUAUCAAGGGAAUUUUUUGCAUCUGGGUCCCCUGAAACUCUUUUCAUCCACCUCAUUAUUAUUUUGUUCAGAGCAUUAAUCAACAAAGAAAAAAUAACUUGUCAGGUCAUAUUUCUUUAAGGCAUUGUGUGCCUUUGUGACCAUGACCGUCUUCUCCAAGAAUUAAAAGCCACUUGUUCCUGCAAACUGUGUCAGGGAUUAAGCUUAAUAGGCUUCUGUCGUCUGCUGCACCGGACAUGACUUGAGCACAAAUGCUAACCCUGAAAUUGAGAAAUUCUCUCGGACUAUGGAAAUAAUUUCUUUCCUGCUGGUUAUAAUUUUGCUUAACACCGAAGUUCACUCUCAUUGUUUACCUGCUUGCAGCUGCGUCGAUGACCGUCAUGGAAGGUCGCUCGUCUGCAUGGAGGAUGGUGCGUUUGGCGCCAUACCGGUAAACCUUCCAGGUGAUCUGACCAAAAUACGCAUCGAAAAAUCUCACUUCACUGAAAUCCCCAGAGGUGCUUUCUCAAAAACGACCUCUUUGGAGAAUUUGUGGCUGAACUUCAACCACAUCACCGUGAUCAACUCCAAGGGUUUGGAGGGUUUGGGGAAUCUGUCCGAGCUCCGUCUGCAGGGGAACAAGCUGCGUUCAGUGCCAUGGACAGCGUUCGAGGACACGCCGCUCCUCAAGAUCCUGGACCUGAAGCACAACCAGCUGGACGUCCUGCCGGAGCACGCCUUAAAGUUCCUACCUGGUCUGACCUAUCUAGACUUGUCUUUCAACAGACUCACGGUUAUAUCAAAGGAGGUCUUUCAAAACUGGCCUCUCUACCAAAAACUCCAGAACAUGGAGGAGCGCGAGGCGAUGGCGUCCGGGCCGAAUGUGGUUCUGGCCCUGCACGACAACGCCUGGCUGUGCGACUGCCGGCUGAAGGGCUUCGUGGAGUUCAUCUUGUCUUUGAGCCCCCCGAUCAUCCUGAUGAACUCCUACUUGACCUGCUCAGGGCCGGACUUUAAAGCCGGGAAGUUCUUCCAUGAAAUCGAGCUGCAGGUGUGCGUAAAACCCGCCGUGAGCACCCCGACGGCGAGCGUGAGCGUGCCGCCGGGCUCGAACGUCACCCUGCAGUGCGUGGCCAAGGCCAGGCCUGACCCUGCCGUGUGGUGGACAUAUGGGCUCAAGAUAAUCAGAGGAUUUCCUGAAUCUCAGGAAAGAGUAGCUGAGGAUACCAUCAGAUCCCUCCUGGUGAUCCCCUCCGUCCGCAUGGCGGAUCAUGGCGUCUACACCUGCACUGCAGUCAACUUCAUAGGGAACUCCUCCUCCAGUGUUCUUCUGGAUGUCCAGUCUGCCGUCAGCCCACAGUCUCCUCAUCCUCCAGGCUUCUCAGGCGCCCCGAGUGCCGGUGACGAAAACGUCUUCAUCGACAUCCGUAUCAGUAAGCAGACAGUCCGCGGCAUCUCCAUCGAGUGGUUCGCCGCUCUCGAACACCCAGCUGACACUUGGUUCACCAUCCACUUCGGCCGCUCCGGCGCCACGAAGAAAGAAACCACCUACAUCGGGCCCGGGAUCCACUCCUACUCUGUGUCUGACCUGAUGCCCGCCACCAAAUACGAAAUCUGUGUCACCCUCAAGAACCAGGUGCCACGCCCGGGCCAGUGCAUCGUAUUCGUGACAGGAAGUGACAUCACAGAGAUGGAGCAGAGGGAGAAGCUCAUUCACAUCGUGGUGAUCGUCCUAGCCAUGGUUCUGGCCGUGCCCAUCGGCAUGUACGCCUGCACCACUGACACCAAGUUUGCCUGUCUGGAGGUCAUCAUGAAGACGUGGAAGAACCGUCAGAGAGAAAGCAGCUCGUCGGGGGCGGAGCAUGACAGGCAGGGCACUUUCGAUAGUCUGCAGGCCGCCAGCGAUGAAGGCCUGGUCAAUAAAGACUCCAACGAAGAGAGGAAGGCCGAAGGAAGAUGUGAAAGAUGACCAUAUGUCAGCUGUGUAGAAAUACUGUCAAGCUUUGCGCGUACACAUUAGAUGACACGGUCUGCCAUCGUUUGUCCAAACAUCUUCUCUCUUGGCAAAAGAGUUUUUAGAUAUGAAGCUUAUGUGUGAGUCAAACAUCUGUAUUUUAGUUUAUUUUAUUUAGUCUCUCACUGUUCAUGAUCUGUUCAACAUCUGGGGAUUUAUUUUUACAAAGUUUUCUAACAAAAAUGGUGAAAAAUGAUACUACUAGCUACUUUUUCCACACAUUUCCAUAUUUGUAUGUGUAAACUAGCUCUUUAUAUAUGUAACGAUAUGUAUUAUGCUUGAAAUGCAUAAAAAUUUUUUCAUUUUUGAACAA
Molecule: messenger RNA, 2390 nt
Organism: Oryzias melastigma (Indian medaka)
Lineage: Eukaryota; Metazoa; Chordata; Actinopteri; Beloniformes; Adrianichthyidae
Gene: lrit2
Product: leucine-rich repeat, immunoglobulin-like and transmembrane domains 2
Exons: 4
Coding region: 371-2032 (553 amino acids)
Molecular function (GO): protein binding
Source: RefSeq, a predicted model, not a curated record